AUGAAGAAUGGCAUGAUUGCAUUCCGAAUGAAGAAUAAAGUUUGUUUCAAUUGUGGUCAAGAUCACAACAUUAAUCAAUGUGCUAACGAAACCUCCGUUGCUUUAGUCCCAUGCACUAAAAUUGCUUCUUCUUCCGUUGAAAUUGAAAGAACAUUUUCGGGUGCUAAGUUGUUGGUUACAGACAACAGAUCAAAUUUGGGUUGGGAAAGAAUAGAACAAUGUGUGUUAAUAAGGGAAUGGGCAAACAUUUCAAGAGUAGAUAUUGUCGAAAACUCUGUCAUUUAUAAUUAUUCAAAUAUUUCAAAAAUGGUAUGA
Messenger RNA from Dictyostelium purpureum, 315 nucleotides. RefSeq lists its product as uncharacterized. The coding region runs from base 1 to 315 and encodes 104 amino acids. The record is from RefSeq and is a predicted model, not a curated record. The transcript is spliced from 2 exons. Lineage: Eukaryota; Evosea; Eumycetozoa; Dictyosteliales; Dictyosteliaceae.